CAGUAAUAAAAAAGUCCCAGAUUUCUCAGGUACUAAUGAUAGCAUAUGAUUCAUCAAUAAUAUCCUUAUAUUAAUCAUUUUUUUUAGAUUCUUAUUUUAGAUUUCAAACCUCCAAAACAUACAUAGAUUGAGAACCAAUUAGAAAUUCAUAGGUAUCAAUUAUCAAAAUUAAUAGAACUUUGAAAGGGAAUGUGUAACGUCGUUAUAAGAAUGAUGAGUUUGAACCUAAAAUAAAUUAAAAAGUAUCUCUUCCCAGUCUACCUAAUUUUAAAAAAGCAGAUUUAUAAAGUGAUCAAAGUAUUGAAUUUUAUUAAAUUAGAAUUGCUGAAUCUUUCAAAUGGAACAAAGCUUCAUAAUAGAUUACCAAAACUAGAAGCAAAAAGUGAAAUACCUAAAUAAUUAAAGUAUAUAUUGAUGAUGAAAUAAUAAAAAUUAGAUUAGAAGAUGCAAUCAUUCAUUAUAAUAGUGUGACUCCUGAAAGAAGAUAAUAGAGUCCAGAAAGAUAAUUGUCAUUAAAUAAAAAGAGAUUAAUGGCAAGAACAUGGAAUGGAGGAUAAUAUGCUUUUAAAACAAAAGCUGGAUGUUAAGCUAAUAAAACAUCAAAAACUAAUCAAGAUUCUGGUAUAGUAUUACCUAAUUGUUUGGAAAAGUAAAUAUAUUCAAAAUAAGUAAGUUUAGGUUAUAGUAUGUUUGGAGUAUGUGAUGGUCAUGGCACUAAUGGACAUUUAGUAUCUCAAUUUAUAAGGUAAGCAUUACCAAAAUAUCUCGAAUCCUUCUUAAGUAAAGAGGAUAAUAAAUACAAAAUUAUUUAAAAAGCAUUCGAAUAAACUAAUAAGGAGAUAUGGGAUUCUGAAACAGAUACAUCUUUAUCAGGAUCUACUACUGUCUCUGUUAUUAUUAAAAAAGAUUAACUUUGGACAGCAAAUGUAGGAGAUUCUCGAGCUAUUAUUUGUAGAAAUCAAGAUGGGAAUUGGAAGGCAAUUUAAAUUACAAGAGACCAUAAACCAAAUGUAGAAGAUGAAAAAUAAAGAAUUAUUUAAGCAGGAGGAAGAGUAGAGAGUUAAAAAGGUUAGAUCUUAAUUUAAUAUAGAUUAUUAUGGAAAUUCAAUUGGUCCUGAAAGAGUUUGGUUAUCUUAUAUAGAUGCACCAGGAUUAGCAAUGACAAGAAGUUUAGGUGAUAAAGUAGGUGCUUAAGCAGGAGUAACAGCUGAUCCAGAAAUAUUUGAAUUCACUUUAACAUAAUAUGACUAAUGUAUUGUAAUUGCAUCUGAUGGAGUUUGGGAAUAUCUUUCAAAUGAAGAUGUAAUGAAUGUAGUUACACCAUAUAUUGAAAAAGAGAAUAUAGAUUUAGCAGCAGAUAGAUUGAUGGCUGAAUCUAUUAAUGCUUGGAAGAGACAUAGUUUAGCCAGAGAUGACAUUACUUGCAUAGUUGUUUAUUUAAAGAGUUGA
Paramecium primaurelia is the source of this 1449-nucleotide messenger RNA. The record is from the annotation of a GenBank genome assembly. NCBI's taxonomy places the organism in Eukaryota, Ciliophora, Oligohymenophorea, Peniculida, Parameciidae.